GGUUCUUUUUUUUUUGUGUGUGUAUAUUUCUUUAUUCUUACAAUGAUUCAACAAGGCGUUUUUGGUGUUGCCAACUUUGCUGUCACUACUGCCUCUGCCAAGUCAAGUAGUGAAGCCACAACUCGUGCUUUGGCUCUUUAUAGACAAUGGCAAAAAUCAGUUCCUGAAAUGAUGAAGCUUCAUGAAAUCAACAUGCCUCCCUCAGCUAUUCGGGCCAAGAUUCGUGAAGAAUUCGAAAAGCAUCGUCAUGUCGAACAACUUGAAGUGCGUGAUAUUUUGUAUGCAAAAGGUCAAAUGGAAUACCAAGAAGUGAUGAAUGUCUGGAAGCAAAACAACCAUAUCAUGAACUAUUUUGCUGAAGAGGAAGCACCACCAAAGCCAACUACCUUUUUAGAAAAGUUUUAUGAAGGCAGAUCUUAAAUAAUAAAAAAAAACUUCUUUUUUAUAU
Messenger RNA from Gilbertella persicaria, 448 nucleotides. RefSeq lists its product as uncharacterized. Bases 43 to 420 code for a protein of 125 amino acids. NCBI's taxonomy places the organism in Eukaryota, Fungi, Mucoromycota, Mucoromycetes, Mucorales, Choanephoraceae. The record is from RefSeq and is a predicted model, not a curated record. The transcript has 2 exons. Gene Ontology annotation, biological process: response to oxidative stress.